Molecule: messenger RNA, 1602 nt
Organism: Rhagoletis pomonella (apple maggot)
Lineage: Eukaryota; Metazoa; Arthropoda; Insecta; Diptera; Tephritidae
Exons: 1
Coding region: 841-1449 (202 amino acids)
Source: RefSeq, a predicted model, not a curated record
CAGAUAACCUGAUAACCAAGCAACUGUAAACAACCUAAUUGUUUUAAAACUAAAAAUAUAUGUUUUUUAAUAUAUUUUAAUUAAAAAAAACUGAUUGCUAAAAGACGAACAGCAUAAUGCUAAGACCUCCUCAUUAGCAGGGGGGCUACUCUGUAAUGUGAUGCGAUCGGCAAUUGCACAGCUUAUUACUUACGAUAUAUUUGCCUAUCGCAUCGCACUACUCUUUCGUAUCGCAUUACAGAGUGAUAUUAUAUAAAAAAAUUGUGUUUGCUGAUUUUAAUUAUUCUAGAACCGAAAGCCAUGCAUGGCCAAACAAAAUGCAAGGCGAAUUUAAUAAGGUGAUGUUACCGGUGAAUCUGAAUUUUACGCCGUGGAGAAAAUAAUGUCAAAAUGAUGUGUUUGUUGUAAUUCAAACUGUCAUUGUGCGUACAAAAUGUUAAUGUCAUUUUUCACUUGUAUACGGAUAACACCACCUUAUUAAAUUUGUUUUUUUUUUUUGAGAUUUGGGUUGGUUGGCAGGAACUUCAAUUCCCCUAACCUUUUAGGCGAAUUGAGAUUUUGACAUAACUCCCAUAACACAAAAUUCAUGCGACAGUUUUUGUGUUGUUUCAAUCACCUUGUGUGAAUACUCCUUGUGCUACUGCCUGCUACCUUAUAUGAAUAAGGCUUGGUGUGUACAAUUAUGCAAUUUGACAACACUACUCUCAGCUGUGCACUUUUCGAUAAUAGUUGUGCACAUCUCUAAAUUAUUGCAAUCACAACUCAAAUUUUAUUUUGUUUUGUUUUGUUGAUGCGUGCUUAAUUUGAUGGACUUUUCUUGUAUUAAACAUAUAAUUCCAAAUGGUGCGAAUACGUGGAAUCAAGUGUGCGGUAGCAGACGAUAAUCAUAAACUGCAGCAGCCCAGCACUACUAUUAAGGAUCCCAGGCUUAUAGAAUUCGUGCGCAAACGACGGAUUGAUUUUCGCGCUGAAGAGCCGGUUUGUAAAAAAUGUGCCGAGGGGUUGAAGAGAAUAUAUUUGGAGAAGCUUAAGCGAGCCGAAGAACUAAAAAAAACGCAAAGAUCUUUGGAGUUAUCCUCAUCAGUUACAGAUCAAGAAGAAACCAUUACCAGCCGACAGCAACGGGCAUUGCAAGCGGCAAAGAAAAGUACAACAACCACAACGACAACAGGAGCCAGUGAAGAGCAACAUAGUACCUCACAAUCAACACUUGACGAAGGGCCAUCCACUAGUGCGGCGGCAGCGGCGGCGGCGGCAGCCCGAAAACGUAGACAUGUGGUGGCAGAUGAUACAGAUGCUGAUGAUGAUGACGAUGAGUAUGUGCCUAGUCCAAAUGCAUUAAAUGGUACACGCCUACCAAACAUACAGCCCAUACCCAAGCGCAAAAAAUUUGUACACGCAAACCCAGAUGUGCUAAAUAUCUAUAUGGCGGGUAUAACAGGCGGGUAAUUGCAUGAAUUCACUUAAAACUGUUAUAUAUUUUGAGUCUGCAACUUUAAACGACUGAGUAAAUAAUUUUAUACUGUUGAUUUUAAAUUUAAUUGUAGUUAAAUUAUGAAUAACUAUUUUUUUCUGUAACAAACCUUUGACUUUGUAUAAAAA